Coregonus sp. 'balchen' is the source of this 279-nucleotide messenger RNA. Lineage: Eukaryota; Metazoa; Chordata; Actinopteri; Salmoniformes; Salmonidae. The record is from the annotation of a GenBank genome assembly.
AUGGAGAUACGUCACUCGUCGUGGAAGUCGAAGAAAGUAUCCUCUGACAACGGGGGCCUCCUUGGAGAUAUUAAGCCCGGACCGGACACAGACCAGAAAUUGCUUUUUCAUCCUAGAUUCAGAGGUUCCGGCGCCUUCUUCCUUAGGGGCUUACGAUUCGAGAUCGGAUCUGGAGGUACCUGCGCCUUCGUCCUCUGUUCUGUCUCCCUCUUCGGUGGCUUCUUCCUCGGGUUCAGAUCCUCAGAGCUCCCACCCUCAUCAGACCGUGAGGCUGCCUGA